Molecule: messenger RNA, 1658 nt
Organism: Zingiber officinale
Lineage: Eukaryota; Viridiplantae; Streptophyta; Magnoliopsida; Zingiberales; Zingiberaceae
Product: indole-3-pyruvate monooxygenase YUCCA2-like
Exons: 4
Coding region: 280-1440 (386 amino acids)
Biological process (GO): auxin biosynthetic process
Molecular function (GO): flavin adenine dinucleotide binding; N,N-dimethylaniline monooxygenase activity; NADP binding
Source: RefSeq, a predicted model, not a curated record
UUCCCAGCUCUACCACCACUCCCCCGCUUACUCCGGCCAAGAUAAUCCAAUCUUAAUUUCUUCGUUGAUCCUCCACGAGUGGAUAAGUCCUAUAGAAUGUUUUCUUGAUUAGAUUCAUCCCCUUAGCCUCCUUUUUUUCCUCCAAUCAAUCCUUCUACGGAUAAUACCUAUAAAAAGGCCUCCACCAUCCGUCUUUCUCCCAUAGUUCGUUAAUGGCUAUUGGAUGGCCGAGGACAUGAGGAAGCAGAGGAGGAGUCGAGCUGCCGCUUCUUUAAGUCGAUGAAAAAGAAGGUCUGUGAUUUCGCCGGUCCGAUCAUCGUCGGCGCCGGCCCGUCUGGGUUCGCCGUCGCAGCCUGCUUCAAGAGCCGCGGCAUAGAGAGCCUCAUCCUCGAGCGCGCUCACUGCGCCGCCUCUUUGUGGCGGCUCAAAACCUACGACCGCCUACGCCUCCAUCUGCCCAAAUCCUUCUGCGAGCUCCCCCUCAUGCCCUUCCCCGCCGCCCUCCCGCGCUACCCCACCAAGCGCCAGUUCCUCUCCUACCUCGACGCCUACGCCGCCGAGUUCGGCCUCCGCCCGCGCUUCGGCGUGGCCGUCGUAUCCGCCGAGCGCGACGCUUCCACGGGCCUCUGGCGCCUCCGCGCUGACUCCGGCGAGGAGUUCACGACCCGGUGGCUGGUGGUGGCCACAGGGGAGAACGCAGAGCCUGCGGUGCCGAGGAUCCCGGGGAUGCCCAGCUUCCUGGGGCCGGCGCUGCAUACCAGCGCCUACCGUAGCGGCGAGGCCUACCGGGGGAAGCGCGUCCUCGUCGUCGGCUGUGGCAACUCCGGCAUGGAGGUCGCCCUCGAUCUAUGCGACUACAAUGCGAUCCCUACCAUCGUCGUUAGAGACACCGUCCACAUAUUGCCACGUGAAAUGCUGGGCCAGUCGACCUUUGGACUGUCGAUGUGGCUGUUGAAGUGGCUUCCGGUUCGGACGGUGGACCGUCUCCUGCUCAUCGUCGCCCGUCUCAUGCUCGGUGACACGGCCAGGCUCGGCCUGCCCCGGCCCAAGCUCGGCCCGCUCGAGUUGAAGUCGCUCACCGGUAAGACCCCCGUCCUCGACGUCGGCACCUUAGCCAACAUCAAGUCCGGCUAUAUUAAGGUUCGGCCAGCGAUUAAGCGGAUUACGGAGAAAGGAGCAGAGUUUGUGAAUGGAAGAAUCGAAGAGUUCGACGUGAUCAUCUUGGCAACCGGAUACAAGAGCAAUGUACCUCGUUGGCUAAAGGAAAGUGAUUUGUUCUCGGAGGAGGAUGGUUUGCCGAGGAAACCAUUCCCGAAUGGAUGGAAAGGGCAGAAUGGGCUCUAUGCGGUUGGAUUCACAAAGCGAGGCUUGCUCGGGGCGUCGCUCGAUGCAGUGAGGAUUGCUCAAGACGUGGAGUUGUGUUUACAAGGCCGAGAAUAAGCUCGUUCAAUAGUAAUCUGAUUGUUUGGUGCGUUUCGUUGCCUGUGAGAAUUAAUGAAUUAAGCUAGCUAGCCAGUAAUAUGUAUAUACAUAUGUAAAUGACAUUUUUUUUUUCUUUUUUCUUUUCCCAGCUGAUCACUGAUGAUAUUUAGUGUGAGUGAAAAAAAGAGGAGAGGUUGAUGCCUCCAAUCUGACACCAAAUCAAAUGUCCCCUCUAC